Messenger RNA from Quercus robur (English oak), 1139 nucleotides. Its product is annotated as VQ motif-containing protein 22-like. Bases 81 to 785 code for a protein of 234 amino acids. The transcript has a single exon. The record is from RefSeq and is a predicted model, not a curated record. Lineage: Eukaryota; Viridiplantae; Streptophyta; Magnoliopsida; Fagales; Fagaceae.
UCUCUUCCUUCCUUCUUACAAAAGGAAGAGUUUGGUUCAAGUCCUAGAGUUGUUUCCUCAUUUUUCUUCUUCUGGGGGCCAUGAGUGAAACCAUGUCUGGCCCUGAAAACUGGCUCCAAUUCUAUCAACAACAAAACCUCUCUACUUCUCAGAUGUCUGAUUCCACAAUUGUAACCACCACUGUCACUUCCAAUAGUCCAAUUGGGUCCGGCAAUUCUAGCGCAAACACUGGUCACUUGAGCCCAGAAGGCCGUGUAUCCAAGCCAAUACGUAGGAGAUCCAGGGCUUCUAGACGAACCCCAACAACUUUACUCAACACAGACACUACAAAUUUCAGAGCCAUGGUGCAACAAUUCACUGGCGGCCCUAGUGCACCCUUUGCCUCAGGAGCUCACCAUGGUGCACCACCAAACUUUGGUUUUGCAUUAGGAACCAACCGUCAAGCUCAUCAUCAUCAUCCAGCAAUGAUGUUACCUCCUACAGGUCAUGGAUUUCAUUUACAGCCUCAACAACAGUUACUAUACCCUCAUCAUCAUCAUCAUCAGCAAGGCCAGCAGCAAUACAUGUUUUCUCUAGGAAACAAUAGUAGUCAUAGUACACAUCAUGGUCAAGAUCAUGCUCUUCUUCAAAGACUCGGAAGCUCAAGACCCAGUAGUAACAUGGGAUCAGUAGUCUCUGAUGGGUUUGUGAUUGAAGGUGUUGGUGUUCCAUCUUCCUCACAAGUACCUCCUGCUUCAACUGUUAGGCCCUCCAAUGAGAAUAGGAGUAACAGUUUCUUGUUUUGAGAAAAAGACAUAAAGAAGAAAGUUAGGUACUGACUUGUCUUAGGGAGAAAUUGUUGACCAAUGUAAAUACAUUUCCUUUUCUUUUCACUUUGAUAGAAAUUGUCGGCUACACUUUAAUGUGGCUUGGAAUUUGGAUAGGGGGAAUUUUUUUUUUCUUUCUUUUUUUUUUUUUUUUUUCAUUUCCUCUGGGUAGCUAUUCCUGACUUCAUAUUCUGUUGUUUCUGGAUUGCUGGGAAUUUGGCAAAUGAUCCUUUGGCUACCAAAUUUUUAGGGAAAUCAAUGUUUUUUGUUGUUGUUGUUGUUUUUUUUUUGGUGCGGUUGCAAUGAAUAUAUUCAAUAACGUUGGAGUGCAAA